Molecule: messenger RNA, 227 nt
Organism: Ilex paraguariensis (yerba mate)
Lineage: Eukaryota; Viridiplantae; Streptophyta; Magnoliopsida; Aquifoliales; Aquifoliaceae
Source: the annotation of a GenBank genome assembly
AGUUAGGGCAGAUCACAAUGUCUCACAGAAGUGGCUCAUCACCAAGGGGGACAAUUGAUAAAAUAUUCUUUAUGUUGCAAGUCAUGCAACAACAAUUUGAGCAGUUGAACUUGGUGUUGGGGGAAGUGAGGGAUAGGAUUGAUCAGCAAGAAGCAGCGAUUAGAAAUUUGCAAGGUGAAGAUUCAAGGACGAAUUUGUUUAGGAAAGGGGGAAUGAUGAGAAUCAAG